AUGAACGGAGUAACUUAUUUUGUGCUGUUUGUGGCAGCUUUGUCAGCUCUGGAUGUCGUCCAGGGUAAGCCCAUGGGCAAUGUCAUCGAUUUGGAAAAGUAUUUCGAGGAAGCAGACACCAAUUCCCACGAGCGUGUGGUUGGCGGCUACGAUGUUCCACAGGAUGAGUAUGUUCCCUACCAGGUGUCAAUGCAGUUCCUUACUCGCAGUGGAAAGCAAAGACACUUUUGUGGAGGAUCCCUAAUUGCCCCAAAUCGCGUUCUCACAGCUGCCCACUGCGUAAAUGGCCAGAAUGCCAGUAAAAUUAGCGUCGUAGCCGGGAUUAGAGAUCUGAACGAUAGUUCAGGCUUCCGCUCUCAGGUGCAAUCCUAUGAGAUGAACGCGAACUACCAGGAACUGGUGACCAGUGACAUUGCCAUCCUCAAGAUCGAUCCACCCUUCGAGCUGGACGACAAGCGAGUGUCCACUAUUGAUGUUAGUGGUUCGGAUUUGGUGGGAGCCGAUCAGGAGGUUCUCCUCACAGGAUGGGGUUCUGUCUUUCACUUUGGCACAGGUCCUUUUGCCAAAUAUCCCACUGUGCUGCAAAAACUUGACUAUAAGACCCUUAGUAACUCCAAGUGCAAGGAGACGAUGACCCAACUGACUGACACUGAGAUCUGUGCCUUGGAGAGAUUUGGCAAGGGAGCUUGUAAUGGCGAUUCUGGUGGUCCUCUGGUUAUGAAGAGUGGUGAAUCCUAUAAACAGGUGGGUGUCGUCUCUUAUGGCACUGCUUUUUGUGCCUCCAAUAGCCCUGAUGUCUACACCCGAGUGUCCAUGUUUGAUGGUUGGAUAAAGGAGAGAAUGGCUUAAGGUUUUGUCAAGUCUAU
Molecule: messenger RNA, 866 nt
Organism: Drosophila eugracilis
Lineage: Eukaryota; Metazoa; Arthropoda; Insecta; Diptera; Drosophilidae
Product: chymotrypsin-1
Exons: 3
Coding region: 1-849 (282 amino acids)
Biological process (GO): proteolysis
Molecular function (GO): serine-type endopeptidase activity
Source: RefSeq, a predicted model, not a curated record